AUGGCGUCUCAAGUUACGGAGUCUCUGGCCGUCGCUGCUACGGCUACGGCGCCGAGUAAGAUGGCGGCGCAGCUCGUUGCUGAAGCUGGGGUAGACGCUAAGGAAGAGGGCUUGAAUACACCGUCCGAUGGCGAGUCUGGGAGCUCGGAAGAUAACUUGUAUUUCCACCAGCAUAUCGAGAGGAAUGGUCAACGAGUCCUUGUCAGCUGGAUGAAGGAAGAGGAGAGGCGCGUUGUUCGUAAGGCGGAUUACUUGUUUCUUCCUAUAUUCGCCCUCAUGUUCACAUGGAUGGCCAUCGACCGCACCAACGUCUCCGGCGUCCUGACGUCGACCUUCCUGAAAGACACCCACAUGACGCGAGACCAGGCGAACACGGGCGUCUCGCUGCUCUGGUUCGGGAUCGUAUUACUCGAGAUUCCGUCAAAUAUCGUCCUCCACCGCGUCGGCCCUCACUACUGGAUCCCGCUACAGGUAGUCGUCUGGGGCGUAAUCGAGGUCCUGCAGAUGUUCGUGCGGAACGCCGGCGGAUGGUACGCGGCGCGCUUGGUCCUGGGCUUGGCGGAGGCCGGGUUUAUCCCUGGCAGUUUGUACGUGCUCUCGCGGUGGUACACGCAGGACGAGCUCGCGAGCCGCACGACGGUGUUUUUCUUCGGCCCGUCGAUUUCGGCGGCUUUUGGCUCGUUGAUAAGUGCCGGGGCUCUGAGUAUCGAGGAGGGCGCGAGGGGGCUGUAUGGGUGGCAAUGGAUUUUUCUCAUCUGUGGCGUUUCUACGAUAACUACCGGACUCGUAGCCUUUACUCUCGUCCCCGAGUCCCCUCACCAUACAAACCGCCUCCUUGGUGGCUUGGUCCCGUGGAGCGGGUGGCUCUCCGAGCGCGAAGCGGACGUCUUCGUGGCGAGGAUAAUCAGGGCCGAUCCGAAGAAAGGACAGGCUGCUACCAUGAGCAUUGGGCUUAAGGAUAUAACCGACGUGCUUUUCAGCUGGACUACUUGGCCCUACCUAAUCAUCUGCCUAAGCGGUCUUCAGUCUGCCGGCGGCUUGCAAACGUGGGGAGCAACCAUCGUCCAAUCUCUCGGCUUCACGAGCAUCCGCGCGAAUCUACUCAAUGCCCCGGCACCCUUUCUCUCGGCUUUGUUCGCGCUCGUCUUGUCCCGGUUCGUAGACCGGUACAAGCGGUUCGGCUACACUAUCAUGUUUGCUGCGGUUUGGACUAUGGCUGGGCUUAUAGCUCUUUAUAAUCUCCCGGUUACUACCGAGGCCUCGUGGUCUUUCUACGCUGCUUAUGUCGUGACGGUUGCUGCCCCAGGUUGGCAGCCUCUGAAUGUUACGUGGUUGUCUCUGAACCAGAAAACGCCACAGAAACGUGCUAUUGCAUACGCAGUAUACAUUGGUUGUUCUAACUUAGGUGGAACAUACGGAAACCAGGUAUUUAGAGGAUCCGACGCACCCCUAUACCGCCGAGCAUGGGCGGCAUGCUUAGCUCUCGGCGCUGUGUGGAUUGUAACACUCACCAUCCAAACAUCUUUGUUUAAGUGGUCGAAUCGCCGUUUCGCUAGGAAAAUACAUGAUGAGCCAUCUCUAGAGCCAGAGGCAUUAUAUACAGAUCGGAAGGGCCGCAAAUAUAGGUAUCAUUGGUAG
This is a messenger RNA of Daldinia loculata, 1638 nucleotides long. Its product is annotated as MFS general substrate transporter. Gene Ontology annotation, biological process: transmembrane transport. Gene Ontology annotation, molecular function: transmembrane transporter activity. The transcript has 10 exons. NCBI's taxonomy places the organism in Eukaryota, Fungi, Ascomycota, Sordariomycetes, Xylariales, Hypoxylaceae. The record is from RefSeq and is a predicted model, not a curated record. Gene Ontology annotation, cellular component: membrane. The coding region runs from base 1 to 1638 and encodes 545 amino acids.